Molecule: messenger RNA, 561 nt
Organism: Lathyrus sativus (Indian pea)
Lineage: Eukaryota; Viridiplantae; Streptophyta; Magnoliopsida; Fabales; Fabaceae
Source: the annotation of a GenBank genome assembly
AUGCUUCCACUAUCAUUUAAGAAAGGUCCAGGUAGACCUAGGAGACUUAGGUUUAGGGAACUUUAUGAAAAUGGUUCUAGAACGAGAAGGCCUGGUGUCAGUUACAGGCGCACUAAGUGUAACAAGAUUGGUCAUAACUCAAGAAAAUGUCAGAGUAAAGAAGAAAACCCUGCUGCAUUAAAGAGAAAGAGAAAAACACCUAGGGUUAAACCUGCUAAUACAAAUGGAAAAGUGGAUGAGCUUGCAGUUGAGUCUGCAGUGGAUGAGAAUGCAAUUGAUGAGCCUGCAGUGGACUACUUCCAUGGUGAAAUUGAUGCAUCAAUUGAAGCAAUGGUGGCCUCAAUUGAAGCUAAAUACCAAGAAAAUCAAUCCUCUCAGAUUGUGAAUCUAACCCCUAACACUACUGAAGUUGUUGCUGAUACCAUGUCUCCAAAAAAGAAACAAAGGAUGGCCUCCAAGAAGAAAUCUGUGUCUACUAAAAAGAAAAAAAAUAUGUUGUAUAAUAUGCUUAGGUUGAAGCUUAGUAUGAUGUUUGUAAUGCACAUAAUGUGUUUAGUUUGA